AUGCAGGAAGCAAAGUAUGCAGAUAUGGAGGCUGUCGUUGAGGUCGACGAAGCAGUGACUUGGGAAGCUGGUCGUAAGGCGUGGUUGAUCGUCCUGACCUUGGCUUUUGUCAGUUUAAUCGUGGCACUUGAUGCAACAAUUUUAGUCACAGCUCUCCCGACUAUAUCAGAGGACUUGAACGGUAGCGGCAGUGCAUCCUUCUGGGUGGGCACAUCAUACCUCCUUGCGAGCAGUGUCUUGAUGCCUUUCAUGGGAUCUCUAUCCGAUAUACUAGGACGCCGAGAGAUCCUAACCACCGCCCUACUUUUCUUUACCAUCGGCAGCAUUAUAGCUGGUGUUUCCCAGAGCAUGGACAUCCUACUACUUGGUCGCGUUUUACAAGGGGUAGGGGGCGCCGGAAUUUUGCCCAUGACCCAGAUCGUUCUCUGCGACAUUGUUCCUCUUCGAUUUCGUCCUAAAUAUGCAUCGGUCGCACAGUUGGCAUGGGCAAUAGGGUCGAUAACUGGUCCGUUGAUUGGAGGUCUCAUGGUGCAGCAUGUGACUUGGAGAUGGAUCUUCUACUUGAACCUACCCUUUUGUGGAGUGGGCAUGAUCAUCGUCCCUUUCAUCAUCAGACUUAAAACAAAACAGUCAUCUAUCAUGACAAAGUUGACACGCAUCGACUGGAUUGGGGGAUUCUUGUUCAUUGGGAGCAUGACUGCCUUUUUGAUGGCCGUUACCUGGGGUGGUGUCGACCACGCAUGGGAUAGUGCAGCAACUCUAGCUCCAUUGAUUGUCGGCGUUGUCGGAACAUUUGUGUCUAUCCUGUGGGAGAAAUGGGGUGCCCGUGAACCGUUCAUCCGGCUCGCCAUCUUCUCGAACCGAUCUGCCCUUGCCGGCUACUACUGUGCUAUGACACAGGGACUAGUGCUGUUUAUUCAACUAUACUACCUCUCGUUGUACUUCACCUCGGUCAAAGCAUUCUCGCCCGUACAUACGGGCGUCGCCGUAAUCCCUAUGAGCAGCGUCCUCGUGCCAACCGGCGUCGUUGUCUCGCUACUCAUCUCUCGGACCGGUCGUAUUCGAUGGGCCCUAUGGUCUGGCUGGGUAUUUGAAAUUCUUGCAUCGGGCCUAUUGAUCUUGAUGGAUAGCUCCAUCUCAACUUGGCGAUGGGUUCUCAUUCUAAUGACGGCUGGCUUCGGACACGGCUUGCUCUUACAAGCGCUCACAUUUGUGCCUCAGACCAUGGCUAAGGACACAGACGAAUCUUAUGCAGCGACAAUGUACAAUUUUUCACGUACAUUUGGAAUGGCUUUCGGAGUUGCUAUAGGGGGUACAAUGUUUCAAAACCGAUUGAAGCAACACCUGGCAUCGGCUGGUCUUGAUGUUACUAUAGCUAGCAACGCAGACCAGUACGUCGCUGUGCUGAACACAAUGACGGAUCAAUCGCUCCGAGAAGAUAUCUUGGCGGCGUAUGCAGCUAGCUUCAAGAAUGUCUUUGAGCUUGCUCUUGCUCUUACAAUAUUGGGUGCGCUUGUUUCUUUGCUAAUUCGCAAGUCCGUUUUCGAUCGCAAGCAUGUGACGGAGCAUGUACUUGAGGAAAAACGUACAAGCAGUCUCAAGGAUACUUCGAGUAGUGAUGAUUCUGUUUAA
Molecule: messenger RNA, 1632 nt
Organism: Talaromyces amestolkiae
Lineage: Eukaryota; Fungi; Ascomycota; Eurotiomycetes; Eurotiales; Trichocomaceae
Exons: 3
Coding region: 1-1632 (543 amino acids)
Biological process (GO): transmembrane transport
Molecular function (GO): transmembrane transporter activity
Source: RefSeq, a predicted model, not a curated record